AUGGCCUUUCCCGCCACAGCCCUGUCUUCUACCCAUAAUCCUUUUCUUUCCGCCAACCCUUUCUCCACCCCUAAUCCUUACCCAAACCCCACCCCUUCUUAUACCAACCCUCCACCCAUUACCCCGCCCCACCUCUCCACCCCUCCUCAGGUUCCUCCUUCCAGUCACACCUCCAAGGUGGAGCCUUUGUUGUCACCUAACCCUGCCCAGACUCCCACACUUGAUCCCUCCCCCUGGGCUUCCGGUUCCCACGCUCCCCAAUCCAGUUCCCACGCUCUGGACUCUGAGGAGGGGGAGUCGGCGAACUGA
This is a messenger RNA of Motacilla alba alba, 309 nucleotides long. Its product is annotated as anti-sigma-I factor RsgI2-like. The transcript has a single exon. Bases 1 to 309 code for a protein of 102 amino acids. The record is from RefSeq and is a predicted model, not a curated record. NCBI's taxonomy places the organism in Eukaryota, Metazoa, Chordata, Aves, Passeriformes, Motacillidae.